GUGUCAAAUGAGGCGAAACGUUCAUGACAAGACAUAUCAACAAGUUAGGUUUCAACAUACUGUACUAUUGUAUUAACGUCCUUUUGAAGCUCAAGUGAAUUCUUUCCACAUUUUGUAGACCUCUACAUCACUGUGUUGUCCUCGUAGAUCAUUAAUGCCGAUCGAAUUAUUUCAAACAGGUUGUUUAUAAAAAUCAGGAACAACAGAGAGACGUAAGUUGUCACUUGUGAAAUCUACGAUGCUGAGACCUUCCAACUCGUGUGCACUUUAUUUACCUUACUACUACUAUUACUACUACUACUACCACUACCCGUUCUUUAGAUAGUUUAAGAGCCAAAAUAAGGGUCGAUUAUCGAACCUCAUCUUUGUAACCUUCAGUAUGAGAACUGCAUUAGGUAAUGUAUCAAAGGCUUUUGCGAAGUCUAGUAACAUUACAUGGAGAUACGACGUUCAACAAUAGUUUCGCUUUAUUUUAAUUGCUGUAUAAUUUGUAUGUACUGUGAUAUUUUUCCCGUGUUUUUGUAUGUAUGUAUAUUUUUCUCCGUACAUUCUUGUACUUGAUAUUUCGCUACGAUGGAUUAGACACUUAAGGUACUCAGGUUGAAUACUAUGUCCCCACCUUCGUUUCAUCUAAUGCUCUUCUGGCCAGACAACAUCGAAGUCUGGUUCUGUUAUGCAGAGAUCGACUUCUAUGACCACGGCGUGAACGACACACGUGCACAAUUCCUCGCAGUAGUCAAGGCACUACCGUGCGAAUUCACAAGGUACGUAACACCUAGCAUGUUUAUUAGUGAUGUCUUUGAACCCUACGAAACAUAUAAACCAUCUAUCCUUAAACGCGGAGAUCUAACCGAUCGACAAAGGUUAAACCAACUCCUUAAUAACAUCGACCUGCAACACGGUUCUGCGACAGACAUGAUCCUAAGAAUGAGAGAGGUUGUCGGCCGAAGAACUUUCGAUGAUGCCCUAUUCAGACAACUAUUCUUAUCCAAACUUCCUCAAAAGGUGCAAGCUGUACUGAUCUUGUUUCAAAACAACGCCGUAGACGAGCUGAUUGCAUCUGCUGACUGCAUCAUAGAAAUCACAAAACCUUCUAACGUCGAGGUUUUUUCAGUCAAAGAAAUGCUUCAAGCGACUCCGAAUAAAGUUACGGAACUAUAUCAUAGGUCUACAUGUUAUAUCAGAUUUUGUAAUGACCCUAAACGGUCACGAACCCCGCGAAGAAGCACUUCACGAGACGGAUAACCUUGACUGGUGCUGAUGUAAUAACCAGUAUGGAAAGUCAUCCAGAAAUUGCAGAAAAUCCUGCAAUUUUCUCAACCCAACAUCGACCGACACGAAAAGUAAUUGAAGAAACUUCCCGGCGGGCACGUGUUAAUGGCAACCGUAGCCGGCAAACAUAGCCGUCUGCUAUACGUCACAGAUGUGACCACGAAAGUUCGCUACUUCGUCGAUACUGGCGCAGAAGUUAGCGUUUUUGCAGCGAAUUCUGUCGACCGGCUUCACGAAUCGGUUUUAACCUACAGG
This is a messenger RNA of Schistosoma haematobium, 1527 nucleotides long. RefSeq lists its product as uncharacterized. The transcript has a single exon. Bases 610 to 1245 code for a protein of 211 amino acids. The record is from RefSeq and is a predicted model, not a curated record. NCBI's taxonomy places the organism in Eukaryota, Metazoa, Platyhelminthes, Trematoda, Strigeidida, Schistosomatidae.